CUGAAACCCGCACACACACACACACACACACACACACACACGGUGUUUUGGACUAUGGCUUCCAGCUCAGGUGAUGUUCUGCCCACAGGCUGCAGGAUCCUCACCUCCAUUCCUGAUGUGUUUUUCAUCCCUGAGUUUGUGUUUGGAGGUUUGGUGUGGACCCUGGUGGCAUCGACUCGUAUCACUCUGGCCAACCCUCUGGCCUGGGUGAUGUUCGUGUCCGUCUUCUGCUUUGUAAUGACGACAGCCUGGAUCUUCAUCUUCCUCUGCGGAGCCAAUCGGAGCAGCAUCUGGCUUGCCCUGGACGUGGGUUAUCAUUUUGUGGCGGUGCUUUUCUACCUCAGUGCGUCAGUGAUUCUGGCGUUCAUCACCAUUGGGCAGGCUACAUUGGUUAGGAUUCUUACAAGCGAUGAUCUCUUCAUCUACCGACUGGAAAUUUCUGCAGUGGUGAUGUCCUUUCUGGCCACUCUUUUCUACUUCCUCCAUGCCAUUUUCUCUGCCAUCCGAUGGAAGAGGUUCUAAUAAAACAAAACAUUAACCCACCCGCAAACCAAGAACAAGAUCAAAAACAGAACAAACCAAAUAACCAGCAGACCUUUUGUUUUCUUUUUUUCAUUUUCACGUCAGCAAGAGUUUUCUUAAUCAGAAAGGCAAUCCUUGGGUUAGAGUAGAUGAAAGUGAAAUUAACCUUUUUACCAAAAAUAAAUUUGGUAUAAAGAAGUAGAUCUUGUAAAUAACUAAUUAAACCACAGACAUUUAUGAUGACAUCCAAAAAAUUACUUUAUUUACUUAUUUAUUUACUUUUUUAUUUUUUAUAGUUUUAUAGUUAUUUUUUUCACCAAAUAACUGAAAUGCCUUAAAGGGUCAGUUUAACCAAAUUACUUAAAGCACUUUCUUACUUACCUCAGAACACACAGUUGUCUUAGGGACUAAUUAUGAGGUGUAAAUUCCAAUAAAAGUUGUUAAAGUAUAUCUAUAUCUACAUCGUAAAUUACCGGUAAACAUCCAAUUGGUUAUAUUGUAAGUUAAAUACACGUUAAAGGUGGACUCUAUUGAUUGAGUAUUGCACUUCUAUAAAGUAAGGUGAAUUGUGAGAGACAGAUAAAAAGAACUGUCAAAACUGAAGCAGCAAAGGCUGAAAUGUCCUGACUUUUAGUCCCCAUAGUAAGCUGAGUCAAGCUUCAAAAAUAACACUAGAGCCUACACUUCCCAUAAUGCAACUUGAUAGCACCUUUCAUUAGAUCCCCCAGGCAAACUCCCACAUAUUUCAAACUCCGAGAACCACAUGAGUAGGCUCAUUUCAAAUGUUUGCCUGGUUAAUACAGAGACCAGGGGACUGAUUUCAGUUUGUGUCCAACUUUAGCAUUUGAAAGGGAAAGAAGAUAAUAUAACUUACUUGUUUGCUGUUAAACUACAGAACACACCAGAGUGUUUUUGGGCUUAAUGUCACUCAGCAGACAGUAAUUAAAGUGUGAUUGGUGACUUUAUAAUCUUUAAAAAGAUGUUUUACAGAUCAAUGAUUCAUUUUGGCUCCACCCUGCAGUAACCAUUUCUACAAAUAAGAUAAGCUUUUCACUAAAAUUUGUGGAAGACAUUCAAUAGCAGAACUUAAGUGUUGGUAUAGCACAGUACAUUUAAAUUGCUAAUAAAUCCUAGGAGCUUUGUAACAUUCAAAACCUGUGUUUUAAUCUAGAAACUUGAUUGGAGGUCAGCCCUUUGUUUCCUGCAAGUUUCUCAAUGUUUACAAUUAACAAAAGACAAAUUAUGGAUAAAUGACUCUCCCUUUUGACCACCACAUCUUUUUAUCCAGUUUGAAUCUAACUUUAGUGAACUUUUUUCUUUCUUUUUUUUUUAAGAAUUGGUUUUGAUACAAUAUGGAUGGAUGAUUUAUUGUCUGCAUUUCUUAAUUAAAUUUAAAAAAAUCAAGUAGCCUACUUACAUAUUUUGAUGAUUUCACUUUAAAGGUAGUUUUGGAAUCUAUGAUGUGAAAUAAAUUACUAGGCCAUUCAAACAUCA
Micropterus salmoides (largemouth bass) is the source of this 2016-nucleotide messenger RNA. Its product is annotated as myelin and lymphocyte protein-like. Gene Ontology annotation, biological process: myelination. Gene Ontology annotation, cellular component: membrane. Bases 55 to 522 code for a protein of 155 amino acids. Gene Ontology annotation, molecular function: structural constituent of myelin sheath. NCBI's taxonomy places the organism in Eukaryota, Metazoa, Chordata, Actinopteri, Centrarchiformes, Centrarchidae. The record is from RefSeq and is a predicted model, not a curated record. The transcript is spliced from 4 exons.